Messenger RNA from Lytechinus pictus (painted urchin), 5130 nucleotides. Its product is annotated as protein pygopus-like. Bases 140 to 832 code for a protein of 230 amino acids. NCBI's taxonomy places the organism in Eukaryota, Metazoa, Echinodermata, Echinoidea, Temnopleuroida, Toxopneustidae. The record is from RefSeq and is a predicted model, not a curated record. The transcript has 3 exons.
AUCUACUGUUACAUCCACUGUAGUUUUCGACGCGGAUAUUUUCCAGGCACCGGAUAAGGUUAAAUGAUGCUUGUAAACGCUUAAAUUAUGAGCUUAACGUCCACAAUUGCCCAGCAUCAUUUCUGCAACUAGCUGCCUGAUGCCAAGAGAAAAAAAGACUACCAAAAGACUCCGCACUGCAUCAACAGACAGUGAACGUGAGAACACUGAUAGCAGUAAGGGGUCGUCCACAAGCCAGCCACCAAGCCCCACCAAGAAACGCAAGAAACCUCCCGGCCUAAAGGGGCCCGGGAGUGGUUCUGGAGGUGGCAACCUGGCUCCCCCACCUACCCCUAGUGGUGACAACAUCGUAGCCUCCAACCCAUUUGAGGACGACCCGAGCGGCGCCACUGCAACCGCUCGGGGUCUCAACCUACUAACGCGCCGCCUCGGCCGCACAGCGGCCAUGAACAAUCAGUUUGGACCUUACGGCAACUCAUUUCAUCACCAACAUGGUAUGCCACCAGGUGGUGGCGGCGGUGGUGGUGGUGGGCCUUACCCUAACAACAUGGCCAACAGUCACAACUCCAAUGGCCCCAUGCCUCCCAUGAUGUACAAUAACCCUCAGACUCUUUUCCCUUGUGGGAUCUGCCAUCAGCAGGUCCAGGAUUCGGAAGACGCGGUGAUCUGCGUCAGUAGCUGCCAUACGUGGUUCCAUCGCAUCUGCACGGGUAUGACGACAACGGCCUACACGCUCCUCAACUCCGAGCAUGCGGCAGAAUGGGUUUGCGAUCGGUGCGUACGGGAGAAGAAGAUUCCCUUGGUCCGGCUGAAGACACAGCCAAUCACGUAGAUCUACGCUUUCUUGCUUAUGUUUUGUAUAUAUUGGAUUAUCACCAGAGGCAUUGUUCAUAUCAGAAUGCACUGAUCUGUUAAUGCCCAUUGCACAUAGGUAAUAUGAAUUUUAUAUCCUCUGUGUGUAUGCUUGCAUUCUUUGAAAGCAAUUGUUUUUACCAACAAUAUUUCAAAGGAAUUCCCACACCUUCCUCUGCUUUGUCAAGUUAGACAAGUAGCAUUUGAAGUUACAUUAUUGGCAAAGGAUUCUUCUUGGGCAUUGAUUAGUGGAGGACAUAAUGUAAAUUCUAAUGAUUUAUGGUAUUAAUUGAUAGAGUGUAAUUAUGUUGAAAUUUGUAGGGUCAUCAAAUUUCUUUUAAACAACCGAAUAGAUGUCGUGCAAACUCCUCUUUAAAAAAAAAGUAUACAUGUAUUGUUUAUUUAUUGUAGUUUUGUGACUUGGUGGUGAAUAAAGAGGCUCUCCACAUCGCUCUUUAUACUCCAUCAUCAUCUAUAGAGUGAUUUCAGAAGGGCUGUAAUAAGAGUGUAUGGAAGAACCUCUAAACGUGCAUUUACAAUGAUCAAGUUCUUUGGGCGAGGAUCAGCAUUUUGAAAUAUGUUUACUGGUAGUUCAUAUAUGGAUACAUCCUUGAGCCUUGGAACAUUUUGUCUAAACACUGAUCUGGGCCCCAUAACACAAAGGUUAGCGAUAUUAAUCCGAUCGCCAAUUUGAAAUAACAAUUCUUAUUGGUUCCUAGUCAAUGUACUGAGCGAAAUGCACAUGCAACGAUGGUGUUAAUAGGCCAUUUCAUUUAGUGAUUAAUCGCUUGCCUUUGCGGGCCCUGGAUUGGUUGUAAAUGAAACAAAUCUAAUCGCUUUCACAUUUGAGCUAAAUAUUAAAAAAAAAACAAUCAAAUUGCCUUGAAAUAUAGGCAUGAAUGUAGCCUUGCUAAUGACCUUCUGACUUAAAAAUCAAGUAAGAUAUCUCAUCUAAGAAAUAGAUAUUUUCUCUAUCAUUUUACAGUACGCGUGAACCUAAUACACGCACUUGUAGUUUAAGGUCGAGGCCAUCUCAACAUUAAGAUGAUUUGAAUAACUAGAGAAAACUCAAUCAUUACACAUCACAGAAUGCAGUGAUUGUACAAAUAAAGUGAACCCAUUUACAUUGCAGUAUUGUGUCUAAGAGUCCUAUCCUUGAAAUAACCGCAAAAUCGGACUUGAAAGGAGAAAAUUACCCCCCCCCCUUCCAGUAAAGGAUUAGAUAUGCUUCAGGUAUAUGUUUAAUCGAUAUUCAUUUUUUUAUGUAUUCUUGUGAUUUAGAAUGUUAAGCUCUUAUUUAUUUCAAGUCAUUGUUAAUAACUCUUAUGGUACGACUGUAAUUGAAAUUAGGCAAACUAAUUAAUAUGGGUUUGUUUGGACAGGAGCCAAAAGACAGAACUUAUGUAACAAUUUAGGUGUGAUCAGUAAGUCUUACAUGAGAGACACUUGAAACAAAUAAUAAAAUCAAAUGCAUUGUUCAAAUUUUAAAAAGAAACAAGCAGUGGUCAGUAUUGUACUUAUAACUGAAAUAAUUUUGAUAAUGUCAUAUUAUUGUAAAUUAAUAUUUUCUUUUGUAAGCAUUGAACCCUAUCCAUUUCUUCCACUCAUUCAUUGGAAGUAAAAAUUAAUAUUUGAAAUAUACUGUAAUAAAUGCCAAAUUAAAGUGUCUUCCCACAACAAUGUAAAGAGGAUUUAUUGUGAACAAGUUACAAGAAUGUAUUUAGCUUUUAGUAGUGAGGCAUAGCCAAUUAGCCACAUUGCAGUAUAUGUUUGUUUUGAAGUAAAUUUGUCUUUUAUACUGUGAGCAUUUUUCUUAUCAGAAAUUUAAAAAAGCGACACAAAUAUCAUGUUCUGUAAUAUUUGUCAUUACAUUUUUCUAUAAUCUGAAAAAAAAUGUCUAGAUAUUUUAUGAAAAGGAUUGUCUCAAAAUGUUGACUGAUGAUAUUUAUAUUUUGUCUUAACAGUUUUGAACUCCCAAACCACAAGAGGUUGCACUGUAUAAAGAUUCUUUGUAAUAUGGUCAAAUACAUGUAGUUUAAACUGCACUAUGAAACUGAGGAUUAAAAUAUCUUAACAAUGUUAAGCAAAUCUUCACCUGCCUACUGUCAAAAUAUGCCAUGAAAAGCAUUUGUAUUCCAAUGGUCUAUAUUAAAGUACUUCUCAGAUAGUUUAAUACCACAUGGGUCAUUUGGUCCACUAUUAAUUUGGUCUAAUUGUCGUUUAGUCUAAUUCUCAAAUGGUUAAUUUAAUUUAAUCAUAAAGACUAGUUAGAACAAGUGGGUUAUAGACAAAAUUGAGAAUGGGCUAAAUGGCACUUUGACUAAGUGGUUAGGAAAUGAACUGGUUACAAUAGAGGAAAUGGGUUUAGACCAAGUGGGAUCAGAUCUGGGGCCCGUCUUACAAAGAGUUGCGAUUGAUCCGAUCAAUCUCAAGUAAAUGGAAAUCCAUGAAUGUCAUAAUUUUUUCUCUAGGAAAUUUGCUCAUUCUCCUUUGAAAAUCAAAGAGUAGCACCUUGAAUUAUCAAGAAAAUAGUGAAUAUAUGAAUUAACCUCAUUUCUGCAAAAUAUUUGAACAAACAUAUAAUUUUAGAUGUUGACGUUGCUGGCUUUCCAUAGUUGCGAUUGAUCGGAUCGAUCGUAACUCUUUGUAAGAUGGGCCCCUGAUGAAAUGUAGGCCAUUAAAGUGAUUAAAUUUACCCAUGAAAACGUACCAAUGGUCAUUUAUGAACUUAGAAUGGUUUGAGUCACCUUUGAAAAGACCACUUUGGCAGAAGAGAAUAUCAUAUCUGUACAAAUAAGGCAGUAAACGCAAAUCAAACUUCCCAGCAUUUAUUCUACACACACCAGAGCAGGUGCAUUAUUUGUUUUAUCAAAUAGUUGCCCAGAACACAGGUCUUCAAAGGGUCUUAUAGUUUAUUUUUUUGGUAUUCUGUCUGCUGGAGCAUGCAUGUCACUUUCCGGGGCACACCUGUUUGCAAUGUACAAAUUAAUUUGAAUGUCCAGUGUUUCAACAAUUUGCAAUGCUCAAGAUAAUAUGCCUUAUAUAAUUAAUAAUGCACCUCUUGCUGGUUUUACUUCCAGUUUGCACAGUAAUGAUAAAGCAUAUUGAUGCACUGUGCAUUCAAGCAGAACUUAAUUUUCAUCUAACUGGAAUUUACCUUUGCAAGAGAUAGCCGUUUCAUUACUGAUUCACGAGUAAGGAUUUUACUUUAAUAUUAUUGUUGAUUUGCCUGAUAUGAAAUGUUCUGAUUCACUUUUUCUGGAAAAUAGGAUUUUGGACGAUAUUUCUCAUUGUAUAUUUAAGUUUUAUUUACUGUUGGCCUAUGGAAUAUUUAUUGUAAUUUAGGGAACUGUAAAUUAAAUUAAUGAUGAAAUUAUAUUGACAUUUUGUUUCAUUGCUUUCCUCUAAUAAUAUGAAAAUAUCAAAUCAUGGAAGUUUUUGCAUGGUUUUUGUAUUCAAUAUGAAAUAAAGUAGUGAAAUCCUCAAUAUUUUGGAGCCCUUGUACGUGUAUGUAGAGUGCUUAAGUGAAGUGGAUCAGCACAUAUUUUUGUUUUGUGUGUGUCUGUGUCACAACAUAUUUAUGAUCAUAUUUUUUGGUAGCAAAUGAUGACACCAAAUUUGACAUAAGGCAUGGGGACCUAUUACAGGCAUGGUUCAGAACUAUUCUUGUAACCAGGCCAAAAUACACCAGUUUCAUUGGGACCAAGUACUUGUAGGUAUGCUUGUGGCAUAUCCCUGGGCCCAGGCCCCCAGGAACCAGUUCCUACCAAAUAUGGGACAUUGGUUGUUUUCUCAUGCCAAAAUGUGAUGUCCAAAGCACAGAAAUAUAAAAGAAAAGUGUUCUAGAGCAUCAUCGUUUGAAUACUCUAUUUAAAGGACUUUCACAAUUAGUUGUGCAACCAUUUGCUACAAUGCUACCAUUCACCUGUAUAUUUUGUACAUGAUCACAACCAUCGCAAAUAGUUGCACGACAGAUUGCGAGACCCCCUUUAGAAUCAAUAAACACAUACAGUAUUUAUUAUAUUUGUGUUGAUGAGAUCAUGUUAGUUUCAUGUUACAUUUACAUUUGCCAAUGUUGAAAACAUCCCCUUUCAUUUCAUUUUUUAAGGCUAUACAUGUUGUAUUUAUAAUCAUGGAACCAACAAUUUUGAAGAAAAACGUUCAAAUGCAAAUUUGUCAGUCGUGACUGUCUAACUUAUCUUUGUAUAUUGUACAGAGUACUUAUUGAAAUUCUUAUGAGGUUUUAAAAUUACAACUUUGACAACUAAGAUUACCCAA